This is a messenger RNA of Naumovozyma dairenensis CBS 421, 1272 nucleotides long. RefSeq names its product Ysc84p (gene YSC84). Gene Ontology annotation, cellular component: actin cortical patch. Gene Ontology annotation, biological process: actin cortical patch localization; actin filament bundle assembly. The record is from RefSeq and is a predicted model, not a curated record. The transcript has a single exon. NCBI's taxonomy places the organism in Eukaryota, Fungi, Ascomycota, Saccharomycetes, Saccharomycetales, Saccharomycetaceae. Bases 1 to 1272 code for a protein of 423 amino acids. Gene Ontology annotation, molecular function: phosphatidylinositol binding; actin filament binding.
AUGCCAUUCGGUAUCAAUAAUCCCAUUCCUCGUGAUCUAAACUCCGAGACGAAAAAAGCGACAAAUGUCCUCGCCAGUUUCGUGAAACCAAAUCAAGUCCUCGGAGCAGACCAAGUGAUCCCACCUAGUGUACUUAGGAGAGCCAAGGGUCUAGCCAUAAUUACUGUACUCAAAGCUGGGUUUCUCUUCUCUGGGAGAGCUGGAUCAGGAGUUAUUGUUGCUAGAUUGAGAGAUGGUUCAUGGUCCGCUCCUGCUGCUAUUGCUAUGGCUGGUGCAGGGGCUGGUGGUCUUGUUGGGGUAGAGUUGACUGAUUUUGUCUUUAUUUUAAAUUCUGAUGAAGCCGUGAGGUCCUUCACAGAAUUUGGAACGUUGACUUUUGGUGGGAACGUUUCAGUGGCUGCUGGUCCCCUUGGUAGAAAUGCAGAGGCAGAUGCUUCUGCUUCCAUGGGUGGCGUGGCUGCUGUUUUCUCUUAUUCCAAGACAAAAGGGUUAUUUGCUGGGAUAUCAGUGGAAGGAUCUGCCAUUGUGGAAAGAAGAGAAACUAAUAGGAAGAUUUAUGGUGAUAAUUGUACCUCAAAAUUAAUAUUGGCGGGGAAAGUUCGACCUCCACCAAUGGCAAAUAAACUUUAUAAAAUUUUAGAUUCAAGAGCUUUCAACUUCGGAGAUGGAGACUCCAUAGAUAAUGAUUCGGAAUUUUAUGGUGAUAUACCUGAUUCAUUCAGUUCUUCAGAUGAAUCAGAUUAUGAUAGAGGUUAUAAUAAUAGACCCCGUUCAAGUAGAUAUGAUAAUUAUGAUGAUUAUGAUGACGAUGAUGAUAGAUAUUCCAAUAGAAACCAUCAUGACCGCGAUAGAUACGAUGAUAGGGACUAUCAUAGAAAAGAACAUGAUGAAGGUAGGAUACCAAGAUCGAGGUCACACUGGCAAGAUUCUACUUACGAUAGAUCUUCCCAUGCCUACACCUCUUCUCGAAACAGGGACGAAUAUAGUGGUUAUAGACAUGAUAGAUCCGAGAGAGACCCUGAUGUAGCGAACUUGUCUAAACAGUUGGCAAAUUCUAAAGUUAGUCCUUCAUCUCCUUCAAUUGGACUAGAGAAGGCAGAAAAAGUUGUAGCCUUAUACACUUUUGUAGGUGAACAAAAGGGAGAUUUGGCGUUCAAGAAAGGUGAUAUUAUUACAGUCAUUAAAAAGACUAAAUCACAAGACGAUUGGUGGACAGGGAAACUGGGAAAUAAAGAGGGGAUAUUCCCUGCUAAUUAUGUAGAACUAGUUUAA